This is a messenger RNA of Eremomyces bilateralis CBS 781.70, 1112 nucleotides long. RefSeq names its product membrane biogenesis protein Yop1. NCBI's taxonomy places the organism in Eukaryota, Fungi, Ascomycota, Dothideomycetes, Eremomycetales, Eremomycetaceae. Bases 131 to 628 code for a protein of 165 amino acids. The record is from RefSeq and is a predicted model, not a curated record. The transcript is spliced from 7 exons.
UUAUAUCGUCAAACAACCACCGCUACUUCAUCCACCACAAAUCUCUCCUCGUACAAUCCGUUCUGCUGUAGCUUGCUACCACUAGUACCAUUCAUACUUCCAUCCACGUCUCCAUCGUCCUUCUCCCACCAUGUCGUUCCAAGAUCGAACCCAGCAAUCCAUCUCACAGCUGGAUAAAGAGCUGUCCAAAUACCCGUUCCUCAACAAUUUCGAGCAACAGACCAGCGUCCCCAAGGUCUACGUCGUCCUCGGCCUGGGCGCCCUGUACUUCUUCCUUGUCUUCUUCAACAUCGCCGGCGAGUUCCUCGUGAACACCGCCGGUUUUAUCAUUCCGGCGUACUAUUCGCUAGAGGCGCUGUUCAGCGCCCAGAAGGCCGAUGACACCCAGUGGUUGACGUACUGGGUGGUUUAUGCGCUCUUCUCCGUGUUCGAGAGCGCCGUCAGCGCCGUCUACUGGUUCCCAUUCUACUACACCUUCAAGUUCGUCCUCAUCCUCUGGAUGGCGCUCCCCCAGACCAACGGCGCCAAUAUCGUCUUCAACUCGGUCGUCCAGCCCAUCUUCGCCCGCCACUUCGUCCAGGGCUCCACCGCUCCCGACCUCAAGGCGACCGCCGGCAAGACCCUGUAAAUCGUAGCGCUAUGAGCAGCCACGCGACGUGGACAUGACGAUGCGGGAACGAGGACGAACGACAAUCCACACGUCAUGAGCAUCCGACAGCGAUCAACCAAUUCGACGACGCUCCGCUGCUGGAACGGGAUGAAACGAACGAGUGUGAACGAGCAUAGGCGAAGCGAAUCGCCGAUAUUGAGUUUUUGUAGCAGGGAUGGGUUCGGGAGCCUGUGGGGUACAUCGAUGCCUGUUUUGUUUUGUAUUCUUGCGGUGGUGGAGUUUCCAUAGAGGUUUACGGUUUUUGAGAAUUCCAGUCGGUAUCACUUCCUAUCACGCAGUUCUGUAGUGUUUCCCCCCGCCCGGUAUUCCUACAUACAAGCUCGAAAGAAUCCUUCAUCUACCGCCUCGUUGUGCCGCCAAAUCCCGUGCUCUCAUACCGUGCCGACGACACCCCUCUGCUCGACCGUGAGCUCCCUUCCCCUCGAUCAUAUCCUCCCCAACC